AGAGCAAAGCGCUGCGACGACACAGAGCCAAGAAGAGCCCGUGGAAAUGCAGAGCCUUCCAGUUCUACUGUUGCUCUGUGUGGCUGUGUGCUCAGCCUACCCGGUGGACAGAGCUGCAGAGGACGAGGACAGCAUGGAGUUUGUUCAGCAAUACCUGGAAAACUACUACAACCUUGCAAAAGAUACGAAACCAUUUGUUAGAAGAAGGGACGGUAGUCCUGUUGUUGAAAAAAUCCGAGAAAUGCAGAAGUUCCUCGGGUUGGUGGUGACCGGGAAGCUGGACUCGGACACUCUGGACAUGAUGCGCAAGCCCAGGUGUGGCGUUCCUGAUGUUGGGGACUUCACCACCUUCCCUGGCAUGCCCAAGUGGAGGAAAACCCACCUUACUUACAGGAUUAUGAAUUAUACACUGGAUUUGCCGAGAGGUGCUGUGGAUUCUGCCAUUGAGGAAGCUCUGAACGUCUGGAAGGAGGUGACUCCACUCACUUUCUCCAGGACUGAUGAAGGGGAGGCUGACAUCAAGAUCUCUUUUGCAGUUAGAGAUCAUGGAGACUUUAACCCUUUUGAUGGACCUGGAAAUGUUUUGGGUCACGCCUACCCACCCGGGCCCGGCAUUUAUGGAGAUGCCCACUUUGACGAUGAUGAAUUAUGGACGAGGGAUACUUCGGGAACUAACUUAUUCCUGGUUGCCGCUCAUGAACUUGGCCAUUCCCUGGGUCUCUUUCACUCGGCUGACCCUCGCGCUCUGAUGUACCCGGUCUACAACACACUCAUAGACCUGGCCCGCUUCCGCCUUUCUCAGGAUGACGUGGAUGGCAUCCAGUCCCUGUACGGACCUCCCCCUGUCUCCCCAGAUGACCCCGUGGCACCCACGAAAUCUGUGCCUUCAGGACCUGAGACCCCAGCCGCGUGCGACCCCGCUUUGUCCUUCGACGCAAUCAGCACUCUGAGGGGAGAAAUCCUGUUCUUUAAAGACAGACAUUUUUGGCGCAAAUCCCUCAGGACCCUUGAACCUGGAUUUUUUUUGAUCUCUUCGUUUUGGCCAUCCCUUCCUUCAGGCUUGGAUGCCGCAUAUGAAGAGACUAGCAAGGACAUUGUUUUCAUUUUUAAAGGAGACCAGUUCUGGGCCAUCAGAGGAACUGAGGUACAAGCAGGUUAUCCAAAAGGCAUCCACACCCUGGGCUUUCCUGCAACCGUAGGGAAAAUUGAUGCGGCCUUGUUUGAUAAGGAAAAGAAGAAAACAUACUUCUUCGUAGGGGACAAAUACUGGAGGUUUGAUGAGAAGAGACAAUCCAUGGAGCCAGGCUUCCCCAAGCAGAUAGCAGAAGACUUCCCAGGGGUUGGCCCGAAGGUCGAUGCUGCUUUUGAAAUGUUUGGGUUUUACUAUUUCUUCAGUGGAUCUUCACAGUUUGAGUUUGACCCAAAUGCAAGGCAAGUGACACACACUUUGAAGAGCCGCAGCUGGCUGAACUGCUGA
Messenger RNA from Neomonachus schauinslandi (Hawaiian monk seal), 1477 nucleotides. RefSeq names its product stromelysin-1. Gene Ontology annotation, cellular component: extracellular matrix. Gene Ontology annotation, molecular function: metalloendopeptidase activity; zinc ion binding. Lineage: Eukaryota; Metazoa; Chordata; Mammalia; Carnivora; Phocidae. The transcript is spliced from 10 exons. The record is from RefSeq and is a predicted model, not a curated record. Bases 47 to 1477 code for a protein of 476 amino acids. Gene Ontology annotation, biological process: proteolysis; collagen catabolic process; extracellular matrix organization.